GCGACUUUCCGUGUGUAAUAUUAUAUUCCUUGUCGCUUUAAACUUCUGGAGCUCUCUGCUUUCCUAUUCGUCUUCCUCACGAAAUCCCUCUUUGAUUUGGACCUGGAAUCCUUAUACUGAUUUCGGCAAUCAUCGAUUAGAAUCUGUUAUCUUAUUCUGCGACUGCAAAAGACGAACAGAGACAAAGAGAAAGAGAGGUAGGGAGAAGAGGGAGCUUUCAAUUUGGUGUUUAAUUAAUGGUGGAUGGAUUGGGUUUUUCAUCGGGAAGAAUGGGGAAACUGUACGUAAGCGCAGUGCCUCCUCCGGAUCUGAACAAGAACACGGAGUGGUUCAUGUAUCCAGGUGUGUGGACAACAUAUAUCUUGAUCCUCUUUUUCUCCUGGCUUAUGGUGCUUUCUGUUUUUGGAUGUACCCCUGGCAUGGCUUGGACCGUUGUCAAUCUCUGCCAUUUUGUCGUUACUUAUCACUUUUUUCACUGGAAGAAGGGAACUCCAUUCGCUGAAGAUCAGGGUAUCUAUAAUAGAUUGACCUGGUGGGAGCAAGUAGACAACGGCAAGCAGCUAACUCGUAAUAGGAAAUUUUUGACUGUUGUACCUCUGGUGCUGUUCUUGAUUGCCUCACACACAACCGACUACCAACACCCGAUGCUCUUCCUCAACACUCUUGCAGUAUUUAUACUGGUGGUUGCCAAAUUUCCGAACAUGCACAAGGUCCGUAUCUUUGGAAUCAAUGCAGACCAGUGAGUUGGGCCAUACAUGAAUAGGCACUGUGUUUUACUUCUGUAAAAGCAAUCCCUGUACAGGAGUAUGAACUAGAAAGGGUACUUUACUGUUCUUUUUACCUUUUUUUUUUUGACAAGUUAACGUUUUGUUUGGAAUGGACUGCUUCUACGAAGCUAUCUUUGUCUGUUAGAUAUAAGAAUUUUUACUAAGUUUAUUUCAUUUCCACUGUAUAGCUAAAAAACAGGUGAAUUUAAUCCAAACUUCAAAUUCAAAAAGGCUUUGCUUGAGGUGUA
Macadamia integrifolia is the source of this 1015-nucleotide messenger RNA. Its product is annotated as ORM1-like protein 3. Gene Ontology annotation, cellular component: endoplasmic reticulum membrane. Bases 237 to 743 code for a protein of 168 amino acids. NCBI's taxonomy places the organism in Eukaryota, Viridiplantae, Streptophyta, Magnoliopsida, Proteales, Proteaceae. The transcript is spliced from 3 exons. The record is from RefSeq and is a predicted model, not a curated record. Gene Ontology annotation, biological process: ceramide metabolic process; intracellular sphingolipid homeostasis; negative regulation of ceramide biosynthetic process.